Molecule: messenger RNA, 1275 nt
Organism: Mesorhabditis belari
Lineage: Eukaryota; Metazoa; Nematoda; Chromadorea; Rhabditida; Rhabditidae
Source: the annotation of a GenBank genome assembly
AUGUCAGGUGUCUUGGAAAUUUGUUUUAACGGGACUGGAAGUCCGGCGUCUCCAAGUGCUAUUGCUGCUAAAGAACUUUGCAACGCCAACCUGUAUGACCCCUACGACAAGGAAUUUGAGGAGCUUCUCUACAAAUGCCUUACAAAAGCCCCGCUAGAAGCGCUGGAACAAAUUGAUCUGAAACAGGAGAAAAAUUGGGUUUUGUUUGCUGAUGGGUACUACUUUCCCAAAUCUGGUCACGAAUCCAUGGAUAGAUCAAGCCGUGGACAUGAAUUUCUCAUCGGCCUUACCACUGGCGAGUGGGCAUUUUUUGAAAAUCUUUUUGCGAAAUACAUGGGCAGGACGGAUUACUCUAGCGCUAGAUUUCGCAAAACUAUCACUGCCUACAUGGGGAUUUCCGACGACCGGCUUGAUACUUUGGAGAACUUUUACACUCAAAAUGAGACAGUGAUUACAGCCGAGCAAUGGUUUUGGUUUGAAGUCGUGGUCAACUCAAUGACCGACCUUGUCUUUCAUGUUCCCAUAGUCAGCGAAGUCGAAAAGCUAAGGAAUGCUAGGGUGCCUCCUUCGUUGUUUGUUUACACCUAUAACGCGACUUUGGCGGCCCGAUCUUGGGAUGAGAAUCGGCACGCAUCGCAUUCUGAUGAGCUCCCAUGGCUUUUUGGAGAUUUGAAAAAAAUCAUAACGGAAUCUCCGGGCUACCGAAAGGUUUUGCUCUUUUUGCCAAAAACGGAGUUUGAUUGCGGCAAAACGAGUGUGGACCCAAUUUCGUGGAACUUCGGCUCAAGAAAGCUCAAGAUCCAUCAAGGAGUAGAUUCUAGAGAUUCCAGCUACCCCUAUUUUGUUCGUGUGGAACACGUGGAUGAGACAACUAAUCUGAAGACCAAUUGCGGCGGAUCCUACAUUGCUCCAAAAUGGGUUAUGACGGCGGCAAGCUGCGUCCGAAAAAACGUCCGGUGGUACUACUAUUUGAGUUACAGGUUCAGGCAAGGCAAUAAAGUCGAGAUACAAGCUCAAAGUCAAACGGCUCGCGUUUGGGAACAUGGUGACGUCGCUCUUUUAGAGCUGGAAACGGAUAUUGACACCAGUGAUGAUUUCGGAAGGCGAGUAUGUCUCGAAGCUAGAGGCUUGACACUGAAAGAACCGAUGAUUGCUUUUGGAAUGGGAGACGGAGAAAAAGCCAAAGUACAAGAGGCCGUUUUACGCGCUGACUGUCUUGAUGAGCAAGACACCUUCUGUGGUCGCGGAAAGGCCACUACCAAGGCAAAUGUCCUU